Molecule: messenger RNA, 885 nt
Organism: Didymodactylos carnosus
Lineage: Eukaryota; Metazoa; Rotifera; Eurotatoria; Philodinida; Philodinidae
Source: the annotation of a GenBank genome assembly
AUGGCUUAUGAACCUCCAUCAAGUGCCUUAGCAUUCUUGAAUGCUGCCGGUCACCAACUUCGUCGUUCUAUCGGCUCAGUCGAUCUCUGGUGGACAUGCGAAGGUCCCCAAGCGGGUGAACCCCUGCUACUAAUCCACGGUCUUGGUUACCCAAGUGACAUGUGGUACCGUCAAAUCCCGACGCUAAACGAAGCUGGUUACCGUACAAUUCGGUUUGAUAAUCGUGGUGUGGGUCGAACGGGUUUUGAUCAAAGAGGAGGAAUGUACUCGAUUGAAAUUAUGAGUGAUGAUGCAGCAGCUGUUAUUGAAGCGGCGGGGUACGGUGAAAAGGGAGUUAAUGUGAUGGGAGCAUCACUGGGAGGGCUGAUUGCACAAGAUUUAACGUUAAGAUAUCCAAAGUUGGUUAAAACACUAAUUUUAGCUUGUACACAUCCAGGUGGUAAACACAUUGCACCAUUUAGCCAACAAGCCAAAGACCUCCUUUCAAAACGCAAAAACCUCUCAUCUGUCGCAUCAGCUGAAUUAUCUGUUCCUCUGAUUUAUCAUCUGCCGACCACCUCUCGUCAUCUGAUAGAUGAAGACAUCGCUGUUCGCUUGGUUCGCCCCACUUCGGCUGAAGGUUAUACCGCUCAGUUACAAGCAUCUAUUGCAUAUGAAGGAACUUAUGAAAAAUUAGAACAGAUUAAAGUACCCGUACUGUUGAUAGUGGGAAAACAGGAUGGUCUGCUCAAUCCGGAAAAUACGGAUGUCAUAGCUGGACAGUUAAUGGGGAAUGCAAAGUCGGUCGAGGUCGUAAAACUGGAAAAUUCAAGUCAUCUUUUUUCAACAGAUCAAACAAAAAUUUGUAAUGAGAUGAUUAUCAAAUUUUUAAAUCAAUAUAAAUAA